AUGGCGGCUUCUGAAGAGAAUAGUGCGUUGUUCCCAAUUUUUAUUCUGACAAUAAUGGCACUGCCCCUGGUGCCUUACACAAUAAUGAAGUUGUGCCGUGCUGCCUCAACGAAAACAAAGACCAUCCACUGUAAAUGUUCCGAGUGUACCCGUUCGGGGAAGUACCGGAAAUCUCUAUUUAAGCGGAUUUCAAACUUCUCGACAUGCAGUAACUUGACGGUGAUACUACUCUGGGUCAUUAUGAUAUUCCUAGUUAGUUACAUAAAGAACAUGAGCCGAGAGGCUCAACCUUUUGAUCCAUACGCCAUACUUGGAUUGAAACCUGGAGCCUCAGAGACAGAAAUUAAAAAGAGUUACCGGAAGCUUUCUGUUCAGUACCAUCCUGACAAAAAUCCAGAUCCAGAGGCUCACACGUACUUUGUGGAGUUUAUAACAAAGGCAUAUCAAGCGCUGACAGAUCCAAUAUCUCGUGAGAACUAUGAGAAAUAUGGCCAUCCAGAUGGUAGACAGGGAUUUAAAAUGGGAAUUGCUCUUCCUCAAUUUCUCCUUGACAUUGAUGGUUCAUCGGGUGGAAUUCUUUUACUUUGGAUCGUUGGUAUUUGUAUUCUCUUGCCAUUGGUGAUUGCUGCUAUAUAUCUUUCAAGAUCUGCAAAAUAUACCGGGAAUUAUGUCAUGCACCAAACUCUCUCAGCAUACUACUAUUUUAUGAAACCAUCACUAGCCCCAAGCAAAGUGAUGGAGGUUUUCACAAAGGCUGCUGAAUAUAUGGAAAUUCCUGUUCGGAGAACUGAUGAUGAGCCUCUUCAGAAGCUCUUUAUGUCUGUUAGAAGCGAGUUGAAUCUGGACCUCAAGAACAUAAAGCAAGAACAGGCUAAAUUUUGGAAGCAGCACCCUGCUGUAGUUAAGACAGAAUUGUUGAUUCAAGCUCAGUUGACUCGGGAAUCGGCAGCCCUGCCCCCAGCCUUGCAAGGUGAUUUCAAACGUGUGCUAGAACUUGCUCCUCGUCUUCUUGAAGAACUGAUGAAGAUGGCACUUAUACCGCGCAAUGCUCAGAUGCACGGAUGGUUGAGGCCUGCUAUAGGGGUUGUUGAGCUCUCUCAAUGCAUAACUCAGGCUGUUCCACUCAGUGCGAGGAAGUCCACAGGAGGUUCGGCCGAAGGGGUUGCUCCAUUUUUGCAGCUGCCACAUUUCAGUGACUCUGUUAUCAAGAAGAUAGCUCGCAAGAAGGUAAGAACAUUCCAGGACUUCUCUGAGAUGUCCCCAGAAGACCGAGCAGAGCUUCUCACUCAAGUAGCAGGAUUCAGCUCAUCGGAGGUGCAGGAUGUGGAAACGGUACUUUCAAUGAUGCCAUCAGUAACAACUGAAGUCAGAUGUGAGACUGAGGGCGAAGAAGGCAUACAAGAGGGUGACAUCGUCACAGUCCAAGCCUGGAUCACCGUGAAACGACCCAAUGGCCUCCCUGUUGGACUCCCACAUUCUCCAUACUACCCUUUCCACAAGGAAGAGAACUACUGGUUCCUCCUCGCAGACCCCGUCUCAAACAACGUGUGGUUCUCCCAGAAGGUCAACUUCAUGGACGAGGCAGCCGCCAUCACCGGUGCUUCCAAGGCAAUCGAAGACACGAUGGAGGGAUCAGGAGCGAGUGUGAAGGAGAUCAGUACAGCUGUCAGGGAAGCGGUGGAGAAGGUCCGCAGUGGGUCCCGCCUCGUGAUGGGGAAAUUCCCUGCCCCAGCGGAGGGGAGCUAUAAUUUGACUUGCUUCUGCAUGUGCGACGCUUGGAUAGGGUGUGACAAGAAGACGAGCUUGAAGGUCAAGAUUCUGAAGCGAACCAGGGCUGGCACACGUGGCGGGUUCGCGAAUGAGGAUGGACUUGUUGCCGAGGAUGGGAUCGAGGAGGAAGAAGAGAACGAGGAAGAGGAGUAUGAUGAUGAUUACGAGAGCGAGUACAGCGAGGACGAAGAAGAAGAGAAGGAUACAAAGAGGAAAGGUGCGGCGAAUGGGACUGUCCGUAGAAAGGAGUCGAGUUCUGAGGAUGAGGGUGAAGAUGAAGAGUGA
Molecule: messenger RNA, 2055 nt
Organism: Linum trigynum
Lineage: Eukaryota; Viridiplantae; Streptophyta; Magnoliopsida; Malpighiales; Linaceae
Source: the annotation of a GenBank genome assembly